Messenger RNA from Radiomyces spectabilis, 2007 nucleotides. RefSeq lists its product as uncharacterized. Gene Ontology annotation, cellular component: perinuclear region of cytoplasm; nucleus; cytosol. Bases 192 to 1760 code for a protein of 522 amino acids. The transcript is spliced from 7 exons. Gene Ontology annotation, biological process: nucleocytoplasmic transport; activation of GTPase activity. The record is from RefSeq and is a predicted model, not a curated record. Lineage: Eukaryota; Fungi; Mucoromycota; Mucoromycetes; Mucorales; Radiomycetaceae. Gene Ontology annotation, molecular function: GTPase activator activity; small GTPase binding.
CUAUGUUAUUUGAUUAGCCUAAAACAUACUUUUAACUUGACUACAUUAACUUGCCUCUUUUUUAUAUUCAGAUUUUUUCAAAUUAAGAAAACCUGGAAGACGAGCUGAAUGUUUAUCCUCGCUGUCGGGUGUCCAAAACAUUGGCUGUGCACCUGAGAAACUCAACUCAUCCCUCCUUUGCUUCUCUCGGCAUGGCAUCGUUUGCAUCAGUGAAACCGCCUUUUGCCUAUGAUCCCACUUGUAAACCAACUAAAAGCAUCCUCAAGCACCGGGGAACAAGUCAAGGAACUGCCACUUCUUGGCUUUCCAGACUGUCUUUAAACGACCUGACGGCUACUUCACCUACCGCCGCUCCCCUCACUCAACGCUCAUCCCUCGGAUUUUUCAAUUUUCGAAGAAACGUUCAAGUGUCACCGCCUACAACGACCCCACCUGAUGCAUCCUUGCCGUCAUCGCCUGAUAAUCCCGCCCUGAAGCACGCAUCGCUCGACGAACUUGCUCCUGAAGAAUUAAAAAGAGUUCGAUUCCCCGUUGACCAUUUAACCACCGAAUUUUAUCCUUACGGACCGUCACCUUUGGCCAAUGAAGACGACACCAGCCGUUCUGAAAAGGAGAACACCCAGCCUCCAUCCUCGAUCAAGUGUCAAACACCGCAAGAACUGCUCACCGUAUACGAAACAGCAUGCAGGAAUAAAGAAGAACCGACAUUGGAUAAGCUCGUUACAAUGCUCAUCACAUGUCAGCAUAUGGAUCAUUUGACCACGAUCGAUCUCAGCAAUCAAGCCAUCUAUCGCCGUUCAGCGGAGCCAUUGGCUGAUCUGUUAAGUCUGGAUUUUAGGUUGAAAAAAUUGAUAUUAAAUAAUUGCGCCCUGGAAGAUGAUGUCAUCAAGAUUCUGCUGCACGGAUUACUGUUGAAGGAUCAGCUGGAAGAACUGAGCUUGGCUAACAAUAAAAAAAUUCGAGGAGCUGGAUUCAAGUACAUCGCCAUCUACACCAAAACCUCCACGGCGCUGCGGAAACUCGAUCUUUCUUUCACGACCCCUGACAAAAAAUCAAUUCAGCAUCUGGCGCAUGGCAUCGAGUCUUCCUCUUUGCACACGCUACGCAUGAAUAGUUGCUCAUUACGGCCUCCACAGCUCGAAGUGCUUGCUAAUGGUAUCCGACAAUCACGGUCUUUGCGGCAUGUAUCAUUAUGCGAUAAUCGUAUUACACACCAGGGGGCUCUGUGGAUCGGGGUCAUGUUACGUGAUUAUGAUGGGCAUGUGUUCAGUCAGGGCUUGACGGAAUUAGCACUGGAUCAUAAUGAUAUCCGACAAGGCAUUCAGUACAUUGCUCAAGCUUUGCGACGGAAUCAAAGUCUUCGGUCGCUGUCUCUUCAAGACUGCAAAUUGGAUUCCAAAGGGUGUGCACUGAUCGGCGAAGCAUUGAAAUAUAAUCAAUCACUGGAAAACCUUAAUAUUAGCUUCAAUGGUUUGAAUGCCCCCUCGAUCGAAGGUAUUCAGGCACUGAAACGUGCUCUUUACGUCAAUCGAUCGUUGAAAGAAUUAAGUCUGGCAGCAUCCGGCCUGGGAUCCGAAGCUGCAGUUGAACUGGCGGAAAGUUUACCAGAAAACAAGGCAUUAGUACGGUUAGAUCUGUCUAAAAAUGAGGCGAUGGAUUUGGCGGGGCUGUUGGCACUUGCAGCUGGCGUACGGAUCAAUUACUCAAUCGUGUUCUUGGACGUGAGCGUUCCCGUAAGUGUCUUGCAGAAAAACGCAUGAGAAGACGGAAGCAGGAAUUAUUCAUGUGUAUGUAAACGUACGAUAGGGGAAUGAUCGUGAUAUGGGAAGAACACAAAGCGAUAUUGUUGCCACUUGUACACGCAAUGCACAACAUGCGUCACAAAAUUCCGUAGCAGAUACGACCAAGCCUACUUUAACUCGUUCCUCUUCUCAAAAUUCGCAUGAUCCCUUGAAUCAAAUCACCACAGCGCAGGCCACCGCUCGUCUCACCUUGCAAGAAAGACUG